This is a messenger RNA of Paramecium primaurelia, 804 nucleotides long. NCBI's taxonomy places the organism in Eukaryota, Ciliophora, Oligohymenophorea, Peniculida, Parameciidae. The record is from the annotation of a GenBank genome assembly.
GUAUGGAAGGUUUAAUUAAAAUACUUUGGUGUUUAUAUUGGUAGUUAAAAUAAUAAAGUUAAUUAAAUAUACUCAAAACAAGAAUCUAAAAUAGUUUAGAAGGCAACUUUGUCGACUAUUUAAUAUUAUAUCCCAAAACCAAAAAAGAUAUUACAGGAAAAAUGAAGAAAAAUUCAAAUGAGCAUCAUAAUUUGAUAGCCCAAACUGCCACCAAUAGAAUUAAACAUGGACCUGAAAACAUCUAUUAAUACUCACAGCUGAGUAUAAAUCCUAAGUUUUUUGAAAUAAAAUAUAUAGACUAUUAAAUUAACAUUUAUAAAAACAUAGGUGAUAAAAUUAACACAUUUAAAAUUUUUAUUUUUCUCUACUAAAUCUAAGGAGUUUUCCUCAUUUUAUUUGACUUAAGAAUCCGAAGACCAGUUAAAAAUAAAGUGCUGUAGCUAUCAAAAUGUAAUCAAAUAAUGAUAAUAGAGUAAGACACCUGUCAAACUUCAUUUUUGAUAAUUUACUAAAUGAAAUAAUAUUGAAAUCAUUUUACAUCUAGAUUGCUUUUCUCCUUAACGAAAGCUAUCUUUAAAUAAAAUGCAUAUAGUUAUAUCAUACUAUUCAAAGGAAGAUAGCCAAAAAAUUGCACAUUUCACAAUUAGAUAUAGAAGAAAAAUUAAUGGUAUACCAAUUAAAUUAUAUGCAAUUAAUUGCUAUGGCACUUAGGAUCAAAAAGAAUUAUUAAGCAUUUAUAAAUGACCUGAGACUACAUCUUACCUCAUUACCAUCAUAAUACCGAACAAAAAGGACUGUAUGAUU